AAUAAACGCCGGUUAUAUUUGUUGCUGUCGCCCCACCCAACGAUACACAGCGCGCUUUCAAACAAACCUACCGAAAUAUCCACAGAAAACCGCCAUCAUUAGCUACUCUACACGCUAUUAAACCCGCUAAACCAGGCGUUUUGUCCGCUGAGUGAGUGAAGACGCGUCGUCAGGUGCUGCAGCGUCCAUAAACGCCCACCUAGAAGAGCACCAGACGGAGCCGCGCGACAUCCGAGAUGGCAAAAGCAGACCAGCGCUUUGGUCAGAAAGAUGGAUCUGAUCAAAACUUCGACUACAUGUUCAAACUCCUGAUCAUCGGCAACAGCAGCGUAGGCAAAACCAGCUUCUUAUUCCGAUACGCAGAUGACUCCUUCAGCAGCUCGUUUGUCAGCACAGUUGGCAUCGACUUCAAGGUGAAGACGGUUUACAGAAACGACAAGCGAGUCAAGCUCCAGAUAUGGGAUACGGCUGGACAGGAGCGGUAUAGAACUAUUACUACAGCUUACUAUAGAGGAGCUAUGGGCUUCAUCCUCAUGUAUGACAUCACCAAUGAAGAGUCCUUCAAUGCGGUGCAGGACUGGGCAACACAGAUUAAGACCUAUUCAUGGGAUAAUGCUCAGGUGAUACUAGUGGGAAACAAAUGUGACAUGGAUGAGGAGAGGGUUGUGCCUUUUGAGAAGGGGAAACACUUGGCUGACCAGUUAGGAUUUGAGUACUACGAAGCCAGCGCCAAGGAGAACAUCAAUGUCAGACAAGUAUUUGAACGCUUAGUCGACAUUAUCUGCGUGAAGAUGUCAGAGAGAGUUGAUGUGGAACCACCCAUGGUCACUGGUGCCAAAACCACCCGGUUAACUGAUAAGCCACCCCAACUACCUCAGAAUUGUUGCUGAUUUUGAUCGCUACUUAUGCCAACCUUUUAGCAGCAGAUCAAAUGUUGUUUGGUUUGAUGUUCUGUUGUAAGGCAAUCAGAACCGACCUGAGGUGUGUUUCCUGUACUAAGCAUAACUUGUGGGUUAACCAUCAUACUGCGAUGCAUCGUUAGCUAGUUUCCUGAAACUGCAGUAAUAUGUAUUUAUUUUUUUGUUGUUAUACCUUUAAACUUACAUACCAUGUCUUUAGCCUCUUUCACACAGUAAUACUGGUAUUGGCCAUAAAAUUACCGGAAUGACUUUACCUGUAGAUUCAAAUAUUUACUGUUUACACAGCAGAAUUUCAGAAAUUUACUAGUAAUGUUGGAACUUUUUAUCCCAGAAAAUUGCCAGGACUAAAUUCCUGGUAUUUGUUAAAAAAGGGCCUGUUCACAUAUGAUCAAUCUACUGGUAAUUUUGUAUGCGUAAAAGGGGCUCCUUCCAUGUCAUACCUUCCUCCUCGUCUAUCUCUUUGUAACACCUCUAUUACUUUAUCGCACCUCCACCACUGACAACUUUCUUCCUUGACAAACCUUUUUGUUUUUGUUUGGACCCAAUGGUUGUCCUACCUCCAACAUUGUAGCACCUCCUUCUUGGACAUAUCUCUGUCUGUGCUGACCGACUGAAAGUACAUCAACUCUGUUCUUUUUUUGCCUCCAUUAUUGUUGCACAUUCUUUCUUGACAUCCAACUCUAUCAUUGAUGUGUCUCCUUCUUUUGACAAGCCUCUGUUGUUUUAAACCACCAUCAGUGCUGUACCACCUUUGCUGGUGCAAAUCCACCCAUCAUCGUUGUAUCUACAACGUGUCUGGCUUUGUCACACCUCCAGCAUUUCCAUUGUUGUUUCACCUACUUAUAUCACUCCUCAGUUAAUGUUGGACAUCCUUUCAUUGUUCUUUCAUUGUUUACCCAAGGAUGUAGUAAGUCAGGGGGACAGAGUUCAUAGAACCCAGAGGCUUGAAGAAGUCUGGUUGGGCCCGAAUUGCAAUUUUGAGGGGGACACUAUCACUCCCAAUCCCACCGGUCAAUUUUUUUGUCACACAUCCUUGUCGCAUCUUUGACAUUGUCAUCUCUAUUGUUGUCGGGUUGCACCUAUGCUAAGAAUCACAGAGUUCAUAGGACCCAGAGUCUUGAAGAGAUGCCCAGAAAGGUGGGUCCCAAAUUGCAAAUUUAAGGGGAGACUAAACCUGCCUCCCCCACCCCCACCGGUCAAUUGUUUUUGUCACACAUCCUUGUCACAUCUUUUCCCUUGUCACCUCUUUCAUUGUUGGAUUGGACUCUUGCAACAACAACAAUGUCAAACCUUUAUUGUUAACUCUUCAAGGGACGUAGUACUUGAAUGAAAGGGGGACCAAGUAGUCCAUAGGGCCCAGAGGCAUGAAGGGGUACACAGUGUCAUCUGAGAGGAAACUGGAACAUGAUAUUUGCCUACCACCAAAGCAUUUUCCCAAGCAGAAACCUCUGCACAAGGUUAAGCAUUCCUAGCAACUCCAAUAGAUGUAUCUGUCUGUAUUUGUCACAACUCUUUUAUUGUCACCAUUCUGUCCUUUCUGCACUUUCACCAUUGUCAUAGGGCGCACUCACCCUAUGCUAUCCGAACCGUGCCCAGGCCCGUUUCCCGGAUCGUUUGAGAAGUGUGAGUGCUCUGAAUCGGGCUCAGGUGCGGUUCAGUUGGCUGGCCCUGGCUCAGUUGGAAGAGGUGUGCCAGAGUGCAGUUCACUUGGGCUCAGGCGCGGUACGCUUGUAGUGUGAGAGCAAAGCACGCCUGAGCCCAAAACUGAAGACGAGACGUGACUUUUAAGGGACCGUUUA
Danio aesculapii is the source of this 2719-nucleotide messenger RNA. RefSeq names its product RAB3B, member RAS oncogene family (gene rab3b). Bases 237 to 890 code for a protein of 217 amino acids. Gene Ontology annotation, molecular function: GTPase activity; GTP binding. Gene Ontology annotation, cellular component: plasma membrane; endosome; synaptic vesicle. Lineage: Eukaryota; Metazoa; Chordata; Actinopteri; Cypriniformes; Danionidae. The transcript has 5 exons. Gene Ontology annotation, biological process: protein localization to plasma membrane; protein secretion; regulation of exocytosis. The record is from RefSeq and is a predicted model, not a curated record.